CGCGCCAGUAGGGCCCGAGCCCGCCUGGGAGCCCGCGGAGCCGAGCGCACCGAGCGGAGCCCCUGGGCGGCGGCGGCGGCGGCGGCGGCGGCGGGCGCGUGAUGGCUCCGGCCGCGGACCGCGAGGGCUACUGGGGCCCCACUACCUCCACGCUGGACUGGUGUGAGGAGAACUACGCGGUGACCUGGUACAUCGCCGAGUUCUGGAAUACAGUGAGUAACCUGAUUAUGAUUAUACCUCCAAUUUUUGGUGCAAUUCAGAGUAUUAGAGAUGGACUGGAAAAGCGGUACAUUGCUUCCUAUUUAGCACUCACAGUGGUAGGAAUGGGAUCCUGGUGCUUCCACAUGACUCUGAAAUAUGAAAUGCAGCUAUUGGAUGAACUCCCAAUGAUUUACAGCUGUUGUAUAUUUGUAUACUGCAUGUUUGAAUGUUUCAAGGUGAAGAACUCUGUAAACUACCAUCUGCUUUUUACCUUAAUUCUAUUUAGUUUAAUAGUAACCACAGUUUACCUUAAGGUAAAGGAGCCUAUAUUCCAUCAGGUCAUGUAUGGAAUGUUGGUCUUCACAUUAGUACUUCGAUCUAUUUAUAUUGUUACAUGGGUUUAUCCAUGGCUUAGAGGACUGGGUUAUACAUCCUUGGGUAUAUUUUUAUUGGGAUUUUUAUUAUGGAACAUAGAUAACAUCUUUUGUGAUUCACUAAGGAACUUUCGAAAGAAGGUACCACCUAUCAUAGGUGUUACCACACAGUUUCAUGCAUGGUGGCAUAUUUUAACUGGCCUUGGUUCUUAUCUUCACAUCCUUUUCAGCUUAUAUACAAGAACACUUUACCUGAGAUACAGGCCAAAAGUGAAGUUUCUCUUUGGAAUCUGGCCAGUGAUCCUGUUUGAGCCUCUCAGAAAGCACUGAUGAAUUAUUCCACCAAGAAAAUGAAAAAGCACGUACAUAGGCCUAGCCAAAUGAAUAAGGAAAUCCUUAAAGAUCUACACAUUCAAUAUAUCAUGACCAUUGCAGCAAAGGAGUGACUUUCUGACUAACGCUGCCAGCCACACAGAGAAUGAGGAAUGGGGCUUGCUGGAUGUUUAGCUUGUGUCUUUAUCUCAUGUGUCUUCCUCACCCUAAGAUGUUUAAAAAGAAACAGACAUGAUAUGUAUGUAUAUACUCGAAUGCUGGAAAAAUUGGGCUUUUCUUAACAGGUUAACGGUUUGUGCUGAUCAUAGGAAAUUAACCUUUUUCUGUUUUUUGACAAGGCUCACAUGUGACUUAAACUUUUCUUAAUAUUUGAUUAAAUAAUGAAAACAGUCAGCUAGGGACUGGCAAAACCCCAUAUCCAGACGGCCAGCUGUGAGGCAGCACUUAGCUGUGUCAGCCUUGAUUUAUAUUUUUUUCAUAGUAACCUCAUGGAUGGUUUUCUAAGGUGAAAAACAACUAUUCAUGGGAUUUUGGUAGUUCUUCACUGUCUGCCUCUGUGCUAGUUGGAGUGUCAAAGCAAGUAUAGACCUGCCACUGGGUUUUAUACUCGUCACAUUCCAGAUUUGCAGUGGGCUCUUGGGUUUCUGUGUGUGGUCACAGCCUAGCAGAGUGGAUAGGUCAUCUUGUACCCUUUAUGAAGGCCACCAGGACACUGGUGGAAUUUGCACCUCCAGCCAGUUAAAGAUGGUUACUCUGUUUCCUUUGAUUUCAGCAGAUCUUUAAGUUGUCACUGUUUUAAUGGCUAGGCAGUUACGAUCGGUGGCCUGACCUACCCGUAUUUCAUCCUCCUAGCAUAACUUAUUUGAAGUUACUAGUGAAUGUCGUUAUACUCAGACUUUUUAAAUUAUGCAGUGUUUUCCAGUUAUCAGAGAGGCCAUAGUUAUGCCCAGAGAAAUGUGUUGGGUUAACUAGAGCUAAAAUGAUCAGGAUCCUACUUACACAGAGCUUAUUAGAAUACCUGCUCCUUCAUUUUUUUUUUUUUGAAGAAAAUAGAUAUAAGGGUUGAAAACAGCUCUAACUUACUUGAACUUGUAACAGAACUACCAAAAAUGGCAGUGAAAUCUCAUUGUAAGGCAGCUAGUUCUAAUUUGGAUUUGAAUGUAUAACAAACUGAAUCACUCUUCACUUAACACCUGCCUGGAGUUAAAAAACCUGACUUUUUGACCCCUUCACUCAUAUAUCAUCAUAUUUGUGGCUCUGUACCAUUUAGCAUUUUUACAAUUUUUUUCCUGCUUAUACAGUAUUAUAAAAUCCAGAUUGUUUUUACUACAUAGUGUCAUAACCCCAGAUUAAAUUCUGAGCUACAGCUUCUAAAGGAAAAUCAUUUUCUUCUUAUGCAAAAGUAUAACACUUCUCUAUCAUUUUUCCAGUAUUCAGUAAGUAGCCUUGGUACAAAUUUAAAACCAAUACGAAUUUUGUUUUUCUUCACCUGCUGGCCUUAGUUUUUAGUCCAAGUACUAUUUUCCUUCCUUUAGCAUGCCAACAUGCCAUUAGACAGAUACUUCCACCUACUUUUAUGAUCCUCUAGCAAGAAAAACACUUGCCAACAUAUAAAUCUAAAAGAACUUUGGUUGUGCCUUAGGAAAAUAUAAACUAAACAGUUCCAACACAAGCCCACAAGACUGUUCUUUCUUUUCCCACGUGGUUCUGAUGUCUGGCUACAUUUCAUGUGCAGCUACCUAGACUAUCAGCCAUCUGACGUUUUUAAACGAGGUCAUUUGUUUCACACCAUUGUCUUUUUGUACUUUUCACUAAAAUGCACUUCUGCAUAAAGGAUCUGUGUAUAGAAAUAAAGGCAAAUCCCUCCUGACAAUGCUGCUAAACGCUUUGAGACUGAGGUUCUGCAGUAUUAAAGUCAGAUUAUGGUACAGAGCACACCCUGACACUGAGGCCCUUUAGAAAGAACAGUUUGUUGAAUGAGCAGUUCAGCCACCACCAUCUGUAGUUUUCUUGUUGAAUAAAGUUGCCCAGCACCUCAUCAGAGACUUGUAACACAGUGGCCAGAACUUCAAAGACCCUUGUUUCUGUUGUGUAAACAACCAGCAAGAAAGCUCAGCAAAAAACAUUUUAGAAGUGUUGAGCAGAAAGCGGAGACUAAAUCCAGACUCUAAUUUUCCAAAUUAGUUUCUGCCUCAACAUGUGGCUCCCUUUUUAGCAACCUGUUAGCACACUCAGGGUUUUGUGCCAUAUCAAAUACUGCUGACCUUUAGGAUAUUACUAAAUCGUCUCUAUUUCAGUGGCUUUAUUUUUUCCCUUCUAGGAUUCUGCAUUGUAUUAUUACAGGGUUAUUAACACACACCUCCCUUUAUUUUCUUGAGAUUUCCUAUUAACUGGAGGUACAAACACCUGCUUCCUGCUGAGCAAAUAAUGGUUUGUUUGCGUAUCAUCUGAUGUGAAAGGUGCUCAUCUGUGAGCCGUAUAGCAAAUUAUAUUUUAGAAAACAGUACUUUAUGAGGAUGCCAAAAAAAAGCAAUUGGCUUGCACAUUUUAAUAUCCUACCUAGGCUACUAUUUUCACUCCAGAAAAUUGAAAGCACCUUGACUCUUUUUAGGGGAAAAGCUAGGUGAAAGGUGGUUGUGUUCAUCUGAUUGGCCACUUACUCCCCACCUUGGUGCUUUCAUGAAACAUUUGCACACCUGAAGAAAUCCCUUUAUCCUUGUGGUAUUAUAUAAAUUAAUGAUUAACAGGAGAAACAUUUGUUUUUGAAUAUUCCACAAAUGAGAACCCCAAAUAGUGGUAUUUGGCUUGGAAUUAGAUCAGAUAUUAUGGUUUAACCUCACAGCAAAAUUUCCAGGACUGGGCUUUCCUCACACCAAGAGGGCUUUUCGUAUACCAAGGAGAGGAAGAGGUGAAGUAAGAAAAUCAAGAGGCCAAAAACUUCAGGUACAUUAUGCAUGAAAUUUUUUAAAUGCCUGAAAAAAAACUAAGUUGUUUUAGUGCCAACACCUUCAGAAUUUAUCCAGAAUUCCUAAAGGUGACUAAUAAUUUAGUUUAAGGUUUUUUUUUUAAUGAGUCCUAUGGUUGCAUAUUACUUUGCUCUUGGAAAAAAAAAAUCUGUUUCUAAGUUUAAUAGUUUUAUUUUAGCUCUCAAUUUCACAUUUACAUGACAGAGAAAAAUAUUCUAACCCCAUGAUUUAUGAUGUGCUACUGAAUAAGCAUUUAUGUAUAACUGAUGUUUCAAAGAGAACCAACUUUAACUGGAAUUUGCAACUAUGGCGAUUUGCAGAUCUACCUCUGUCUUGCAUUUUGCAUCAUAUCAAUGCCCUAAUAUAAUUAGUUUGAACAUUUUUGUCUUAUCAUUCAGUGUCCAGAAUUACAGCUUAUUCACCAUGGGGUAAACAUUUGGAAAUAAUGACUAAAAUUUGGCUAAAUGUAGUUUAAAACCCGUUGUGGAAGGGAGCUGUAAAGUGAAAAAAGUCAAGACCCAUCUGAAUGGAAAAGUUCAAUACUGUUUUUUAAACUGCUGCAAUUCCUUUAAGAAUAAGGAAACUUUUUCUUUUUUUAAUUAUGUCUAAUUGUAGUUGCUGGAUGGAGAGCAACUGCCAGUACUACUGAGGUUUAUGUGAGCAUACCACUAGACGUAACAGUUUCUCCUGUUGUGGGAGAAGGCCUUUCCUCUACUCUCUUAGAUUCAGUUUUGGGGGGCCAGUGAAAUAAAGUGACAAAGGACAGAUUAGCAAGAGAAAGGGCAGGUUCUUAUUUACCUACAUAAAUGAGAGUUCAGAAAAAAAGUGUGACUUGAAGCAGAAUUUGGGGUUUAUAUACAAUCUUAAUAAGAGAUGGGGCAUUUAGAAGAAAAACAAUAACUUUUAGGAAAGAUAAAUGGGCCCUUAAGAGAAUAGAUAGGAGAUAUGAUAGUUCUGUGGAAAUGUCUUUUCAGAUGUGGCACUGAAACUCCCAGGGGAGAGGAUUUAUGACAGUUGAGUUCUUUAGGGAAGUUCUGCUUUUAGGCAGAUAAAAGGAGCUCAGAAAAAAACCCUCUUGCAUCUGUUGAUUCUCAAAUGCAUUCAGCUCAAAAUAUUUUUUUUUAAUGCCACAGUUGUGUAUUCUGGAUCCCUUUAUUUCCCCUGUCUAAAACUUUCCAAGAAGUUUCACAAACCAGAAGCCAAUAUGGUGGCUGUGGAGAGAAGAUUCAGGUUAGAAAUUAGGAGAUAAGAGAUCUGCACAGGGAAGGAAGACAUAGAUUUAUGGUGAAAUAAGAGGAAAAGUAGAAAUUAAUAGUUGGACCAGAUUACAAACUCAGUUUUCGAGUGCAGAGGGCAGUCAAUCAGGAUUUCUAGAUGUUAGUCUCCACUUUAAAAGUGGAAUAGGAUGGUAGUGGCAGUUUCAUAACACAGUCAUUUCCCAGAGCUCAGAGGACCGUGUUCUGGUGAACUUCCUCAGUGGCCCAAACAGUUGGCGGUGGUAAACCCCUUAAAGUUACAUCAAACUGUUGCGCUCCAGCUUGGAGGGCCUCAGGAGAGGGAAAGUUUUAGUUCUUAGUGAUGCCAAGUCAGGAGGGUAGUAAUGGAAAUGUUAAUUAGUGACAAAAUGCACAAGGUGGCAGGAUCCAGCUUACAAAGAGGUGAAAAUAGCUCAAGGAGAAUGAACAGGACUAGAAUCUGAUACUCCACAAGGGUAUAUUAUAGUUUCCCAUUGAAACAUAAAAUUUCUCUUUAUAGCCACCCAAUUUUUAUCAAAGAUAAUCAAGGUAAGACUUUUUGUUUGCAAAACAAGUCUAGUCUCAUCAAACCCGGCUUGAUUAUGUCAGUACAACAAGAAAAGUAAUUGAUGACAUAGGCCUUUUGAACUUUAAGAAUCCCAGAUUGGACUUUUAAAAGCCUCAAGGCUAGGAAUCCAAGCCAAGAACUUGGCAUCAGACUUCUCUUGCAUUCCUACAGAUUUGGAUGAAGUCCUCCUUUUCCAGGUCCCCAAAAUAUCCUAAGCUUCCUGGGCUUGCCAGGAAGCAGCCUUCCUUACUCACCUGUAAGACUGGGACCCCUUUAAACCAGGUACUAGGCCAGUUUUCCAGGAGGGCUUUGUCUUAAGGAGGGUUUCCUUAAAGUCAGCCUUUGUUCCUUAAAACUGCACAUCAUCCUCAAAUACAACAUUCUAGUCAAAGCCUUGGUAAUAUAACCAGUGUUUCCAAUUGUGUCAUGUUAUAAGGAGAAUAAAUUCUUAUUGAACUUAUUCAAAUACCUAUAUUGCCAUGAAAAUAAAUAUUCAAUAAGAAUUUUUUCAAAAUUUUGGAGAGUUCAAGCAGGGAGAAAAGAUAAAUGUUUCAUUUUUGCUUGCAAAGAUAUAAUCUAGUAAAUUGCUGUAAGUUAUGGAUAGCUUAAGAGAAAAGGGGUUCCUUAAAUCCAGAAAACAGAACAUUAAAGAGCCAGCAGUAUUCCAAGCAAAAGUCAUAGAAGGAAUUGUAAUCAUUCUUUUUCAGUCUGUUCAGCCCCAUAUGAUAAAUUCAAGUCUUUCUUGAUUUGACUUAGCAAUUUUAUGAAACCAUGAGCUUCUCCAUUAGUUCUGGAAAUCCUUAUUCAGUCCAAUGCUAUGAUCUUAAAGUUAUGUAAGUAAUGACCCUGGAAGCCUGUACCUCAGGACCUGUUGUAGUCUUUUCCAUCAAUCUCUGAGAAUUUGUUGUUGAAGAUGAAGCCUGUAGCUGAUUACACUAAUUUUCAGGAAAGCAUCAAAGCAAAACAAUACCUCUGAAUAACAAAGGGCUCAAAAUGUCUGUGGUUAAAGAUCUGAUGAGAGUUCAUGAGAAUGCAAUUAACAAGAAAAUUUGGUUGUCUCCAUGACAUUCAACAUUUUAAAAUAACUGGAGUUAUGACUGAUCACAUUACACCAGGACAUAUCAUGACAGCUGUGACAUUAACAAAUUUCUGGAAAUUUUAUGCGGUUCCUGAAAUACUUACAUUAAUAACAUAUACCCAUUCAACUAUAACCUAGGAAAGGUUAAGCAUCGUUUAUCUGACAAUGCUUGCCAUGCAAUUUAACAUUUCAAAUAAACCUAGUUAGUUUAACACCUCUCUUUUUGCAAGAUGAGAGAACAAAUCCUUUCAGAUUUUCCAGGAGCCCUCUGGGAUAGCUCAAAGCCAGUUAAGAGGUCAAGAAGACUUCGUUUAGAAUUUGAUUUGGGGAAGUUGUUAAAAGGUUUGAACACUUGAUUAAAUAAAAUUACAGGUCACUGAAAAAAAACUUUAAUUACUCAUGUAACCAAAGCGACAGUAAUUACAGUCUCUUAUUAAGAACAGGCCAAGAAACUUUGUCCUUUUAACAGAGAGGGAAUUUAAACCUCUAGUUUUGCAUUUGUAUGCUAUUGAGCUCAUUUUUUUUAAAAUUAUAAAUAAAUGCAUUCAGUCUUAACCAGCUAGACCACAUGAAUAAGAUACUCUCCUCAUCCCUCUUCCCCUCUCUCUCCCCCACCUUCCCCCACCUCCUGCAGGCCCUUUACAACUUUCUAUGCCCAGUCAGGUUUUUGUCCUUUACUUCCCUCUUUCUCAUUCUGGAAAACCAUUAGACAACCUCUAAGCAACUACCUUAGGACAAAAUUACUCUCCUUUUUUCCUUAACAAAGACACAUCUUUCAUUUCUUUCAGACCAUUCAAGAUUGUUUCCAUUCUUAAUUGUUUCUAAUCUAUAUUGAUUAGAAUUCUUAACCCUUAGUAACCUUAACUUCCAGUGAAAAUGAGAAGGUGGGCAACUGUAAACUGCCACACAUCAGCAUUCUGUAGUAAAUGAACAAAUUUAUGAAUAUGCCACCUCGAUUUACCGAGGCAUAUGUUUCUUUAUAGUACAGUCUUUGAAUGUGGUGAAAGAACAUGCUUAUAAAUGGACCCAAAUAUUUUAGUCUCUGUAAAAAUGAGAAGUAAAAAGUAGAUAAAUUUAUGCUUAGUAAUUAAUGUUUUAGUAUUUUACUUAUUUGGAAAUAACUUAGACCCAGGUAUAGAUACUGCUUCACUUGAAAUUCAUACUGAAGAUAAAACUAAAGAUAAGACUUUAGACCAUAAACUUUCACCUUGAGAAAUGAAAACUUGACAUCAUUGAGGGAAAAGUGGAAAACAAAGUUGGCAAUCAGAGCAGCUUAGGAGAAGACAGACUGCUAAAGAAGUUAAGCAGUGUUAAUGCCAACGAAAUUUCUGUCGUUCAUGCACAUCCAGCCAUUGGAAAUAAGCAGGACUGAGCCCCUUUUAAGUAUCUAGUGUUGUUUCACAAGGCCUUCGUUGAUCAUUAAAUCUAGGAAAUUGCUGCCUGUUUUGAUUAGCAGCUAGUGUAGAAAAUGAUCACAAGAAUAUUUUCUGCUAGAAAACCCUAAAACCCACUCAAUUACAGGCCUGCAGGGGACCUAGAAUUGCCCCACUCCAUUUAGCUCAGCAGUUGUCAGUAUUAUAGCACCAACCACAGGUCACAUUUUGCUCACAGUUCCUUUUCAACCCUUUUAAACAAGACCUGCUUCAUUGCUUUAAAGAGCACAAUGUUGAUAUGCCAGACCAGAUUUAGUAACUGAAAUAUUAAUUUAAAUAUUCACAAAAAUGUUGUAGAGCUUCUGAAACUUCUCUGGCAAACAUCAGAUCUGCAGGUCAUGACUUUUAAAUUGAGUUGCAGAAGUAACUCUUAAGGUUGCAGCAGAAGCACAUUUAUUAGAGAAAUCAUUAAGCAUGUAAAUAUGGUUCCCUACAAACACUCAUCCUGACUUCUUCUGCACCUAAGAGAAAAUGAUAAAAAUGUUUUAGGAUAUCACAAGGCUCUGUACCAGGGGUUGGUGAACUGCAUACAGCCCACAGCUCAAGUCCAGUCUGCAGUUAUAUGGCCUGCAAGGUAGGAAUGACUUUAACAUUUCAGAGGUAUUAUUUAAACAUACAAAAAGAAAGAAGAAGAGUACGCAACAGAGAUGUGUGUGGCCUGCAAAGCCUGGGAAGUGCACCACCUGGUUCUGGGAGUUUGCUUCCCCUUCUCUGGACCUUCAGCAAAUGUGGAAGGACAGUGGUUCUUCCCACUGCACGUCUCUGCAGGGUGAUUCCCGUGUGUAUUUGUCAGAAUGAAAGUGUUUUACACAUUUCAGAUAUCCCUCACUUUCUGGUGAAUGUAAUCACAGAAUUUGUGUUUAAGUAUUUACACUAUAAAUUAUUUCUUCAUAUCAAAUUUAUUAGAUUGGUGACAGCCUGCUGCAAAGUGCCUAGACCUUCGGGGGAAAUUAUGUGAUUUUGUUUUCAUUAUAAGGGGAAUUCCAUUCCCUACUGUAAAGUCCAAAAAUGCUAGUUGCAUUCAGCUUUGAGUUGGCUUCCAAGAAAGUUGAGAUCAUUUGCCCAUUUUUUGUCUCAUGCUGUAUGAUAUGUGUCAUAUUGUAACUGUCAAGGAACUAAUAAGCUCUCAUAGUCAGGUGCACCUUUUUUUUUUUUUUUUAACUUUCUAAAAGGAAAAGUUCAAAAUCCUUUCCACAAAUAGUCCUGUUUCUUUUGGCUCUUUUAGAGCUAAAUUACUUAGUACCAGUUAAUAACAGGAUCAUUUUAAGAAAUAGAUACUAACAUCAUUGCUGUUUAAUGUACUGAUAAAGCAUUGUUUACUCUCAA
Molecule: messenger RNA, 9514 nt
Organism: Camelus dromedarius (Arabian camel)
Lineage: Eukaryota; Metazoa; Chordata; Mammalia; Artiodactyla; Camelidae
Gene: ACER3
Product: alkaline ceramidase 3
Exons: 11
Coding region: 102-905 (267 amino acids)
Biological process (GO): phytosphingosine biosynthetic process; ceramide metabolic process
Cellular component (GO): endoplasmic reticulum membrane
Source: RefSeq, a predicted model, not a curated record